This is a messenger RNA of Rotaria sp. Silwood2, 1344 nucleotides long. Lineage: Eukaryota; Metazoa; Rotifera; Eurotatoria; Philodinida; Philodinidae. The record is from the annotation of a GenBank genome assembly.
AUGAACGAGUUAAGACCAGAUUUAGAACUAUCAGAAUUUUCUGGACGAGGUAUCGAAUAUUUGCUUGAAAUUACUGAAAAGAAUUUCAUCCCAUGGUUUAGCAUAGGUGUUGUAGCUGGUUUAGUUGUUGUCCAAAUGGCAGUAGGUGGAGCUCUUAUAGCAACUGGCUUUGGAGCCACUGUAGGAAUGGGUAUGAUUACUGAAGGAGCAGCAGAUUUAUUGAUUGCUUAUCGAAUCUAUAACACAAGAAAAUUUUGUUGGUCAGAUUAUGGAAAGCAAAAAGCAGUAAGUUUGGUUAUCUCAGCAGUUUCAAUGGGAUUUUCAGCAAUUAAAGAUGCAGGUAAAGGAGUUAAGACUUUAGUGACAGCCGCAGGAGAAGGAGUACUUGAGCAAGCUGGUACAAAACUAGUAACAAGUGAGAAAGCGUCAUGCCAAGUGGUAGUUACGACUGGAAAAAAUUUGAGAAGCCUAGCUAUAAAACAAGUAGAAGUAACUGUCGGUGAAAAUGUACUAAGAGAAAGUUUAAAUAAAUUAUCAGAUGCCGAAUUCAAUUUUGUACUUGAGCAAUUGAAACCACACAUUUUAAAUUCGAUUCAAAACAAAGUUAUUAAUGAGUUCUGUAAGUCAAAUUUACUGGCACUGAUAUGUAAAAUGUAUGCCAUUGAUAUAAUAAAUAAAAAUGAACAAUUUAAGGAAAAAAUAAAUAAAAUAAUAAUUGAAACAAUUAAUUGUCAGCAUGGCUUCUGCCGUAAACAAUGGGAUUCUAUUGGUGCCACAUUAUGCGAUGGCAUUUUAUCAAGUACAUAUAGAGUGCGAAGUCCAUUAAGUAUACUUUUAAGAACAUCUGCUACUCUAAAUGCCAUGCGUGAACUUAUUUUUAUAAUGAAGAAAGUUCAUGAUCAGCUUCUAAACAAACUCACAGAAAUAGAUCGAGAAACUUUGCCAAUGCGACAGAUUUUUUGUUCUUAUUGUGGAGUCAGUGACGAUGAUUCGAAGGAAAUUGUAAAGAUUUUUGAGACACAAGAUAUAGUAGAACUUAAUAACGAAUUAGUAAAUCAAGACUUUCCCAGCAAAUUAGAGAAAAUCAGGAUUCAUGGAUUUUCGAAUUAUGAAGAUAAAAUUUUAAAUUUUUUAAAAUUGUUACAUAAAGAUAUGCAUGGUUUGGAAAUGAAUAAUUUUAAUGAGAUAAUGAAAUUAGUGUCAGACAGAAUUACAGAUGAAUCCUUGAAAAUAAUAGAAUCGCAGUUUAUAUCACCCUGGAGUAGUUAUGUUACGGGUGAAGUAACAAAAGCUAUUUCAGAAAGAAUACAGCAUCAUUUUAUUGUUGAUGAAAACCAAAAUUAA